AUGGUGAAAUAUUUUCUGGGCCAGAGCGUGCUCAGGAGUUCCUGGGACCAAGUGUUCGCCGCCUUCUGGCAGUGGUACCCGAAUCCCUACAGCAAACAUGUCUUGACGGAAGGCAUAGUACACCGGGAGGUUACCCCUGACCAGAAACUCCUGUCCCGGGGACUCCUGACCAAGACCAACAGGAUGCUGCGCUGGGCUGAGCGAUUGUUUCCUGCCAAUGUUGCUCACUCGGUGUACAUCCUGGAGGACUCUAUUGUGGACGCACAAAAUCAGACCAUGACCACCUUCACCUGGAACAUCAACCAUGCCCGGCUGAUGGUGGUGGAGGAACGCUGUGUUUACUAUGUGAACUCUGAUAACAGUGCUGUCCAGGAAUUUGGUCUGGCUCGAUUUAAAAACAAUGUGACCAAGACCAUGAAGGGUUUUGAAUACAUCUUGGCCAAGCUACAAGGUGAAGCCCCUUCUAAGACACUUGUUGAAACUGCCAAGGAAGCCAAGGAAAAGGCAAAAGAGACAGCACUGGCAGCUACAGAGAAGGCCAAGGACCUAGCCAGCAAGGCAGCCACCAAGAAACAGCAGCAGCAGCAGCAACAAUUUGUGUAG
Elephantulus edwardii (Cape elephant shrew) is the source of this 603-nucleotide messenger RNA. RefSeq names its product PRELI domain-containing protein 1, mitochondrial-like. Gene Ontology annotation, biological process: phospholipid transport. Bases 1 to 603 code for a protein of 200 amino acids. Gene Ontology annotation, molecular function: phosphatidic acid transfer activity. NCBI's taxonomy places the organism in Eukaryota, Metazoa, Chordata, Mammalia, Macroscelidea, Macroscelididae. The record is from RefSeq and is a predicted model, not a curated record. The transcript has 2 exons. Gene Ontology annotation, cellular component: mitochondrial intermembrane space.